UAUAGAUAGUAUUCUCAUUGAUAUGUUCGGAUAACGCUCCCACUUCUUUUCAUUAAUACAGCUACGUACCAAUAUCCGAUACCAAAUUAUAGUUGUGUUAAUAAAACAAACGGCAGCUUCACACAUCGAUGUUACUAUUUCAUACUAGUAAAGACAAUUUCUUUCAAGGUUCAUAUUACAUGUGACGAACUGUGAAACUAUAUAAAUACAUAUAUUAUUACGUUUUUUUCACUGUUAAUGAAAUCAAAGAAUUCUACUCCAGCGGCUUAUAAAAGUAAGACCUAAACAGAGAAAAAUUAAAACAGUUAAAGUAGGUGCUGGACUUGGACACAAAAAAAGGUUACAGAUAGUGAUGAACACAUUUCAAAUAGUUGCCAUGACAAUCGUAAAAGUUCUAUGUGUUUUAGUCAUUUACAAACAAACGUGGAGUGUAAACGCUCAAAAAUCAGACACAAACUGGCAGGCAGUGUAUAACAGUUUUUAUAGAGAUCCAUAUGAAGUGGACCAAUUAAUGUCGCCAGAUAUUUCACAGUAUAAUCGACCUCAACUUGCGAAAAGAAAAAUCGAUAGAUUCCGAUUUUUUCACAGAGGAAUUGGUAAAAGGUCAACUGAACUAUUCUUAGAUGACACUAAACAGACAAAUGACGAAAUAGAUGACUCAAAUAUGAUUUAUAAAAUACAGAAAAUGUUGACUGAAGGUAACGAUUUUGGAAAAGGAAUUUCGAGCAAUCAGCAGUAUAUAUUAGCAAGACAACCAGAUUUCUUGUUCAAGAAGAUACAACAGCUAAGAAACCUUCAAAUAAAGAGAGCACCAGAAUUUUUCUCGGAAAAUCUGUAUCCUUUGCAGUCCGGCAAACAGAAGUUAGAGGCAACUCUUGAUCAAACACUGAAUAGUGAUGAAGAUGACUUUGAUAACAACAACCUAAAUUUUGAUAAUUCGGUCGACAACGUGGCAUCAAACACAGAAGAAUUGUCCAAUGAAGUGCCUCAUAAAAAUAUGGCAACAAAAUCUCCUUUUGACAUUUCUUUCGCAUCUCCAGAUUUAGAUAUAGAUUUUGAAAAACAAGAUAAGAAUAAUUUGGAGCAUAUUGAACAAAAUGUUAUCAAUAAGGGACAAAAAUCUAAAAGGUGGUGGGCUGCAAAUAUGUUUAGCAAAUUCCGCUCACCAAAGUCAUGGAAUCGGAGAGUUACGAACGCUAUACACGCCGAUCCGGCUAUUUAUUUCAUCGGACUAGGAAGAUAAAAUUCAAAGAAUGCAAGGAUACUGUUUUUCAUGUUCUGAAAAAACUUUUACAUUGAUAAUGUAUUAGCUUUUAACAUCAAAUUACAAAUAAUUUCUUUGCCACAUGAUUAGGCAAUUUAGUAUUGUAAAUACUAACUUUUUAAGGUUAACCAAUAUUCUUAUCUUUAUCUAUAGCAAACUAUUACUAAGAUAUUACAAUUAAAACAAAUUUAUUGUCAUAUUA
Ruditapes philippinarum (Manila clam) is the source of this 1466-nucleotide messenger RNA. RefSeq lists its product as uncharacterized. The coding region runs from base 353 to 1243 and encodes 296 amino acids. The record is from RefSeq and is a predicted model, not a curated record. NCBI's taxonomy places the organism in Eukaryota, Metazoa, Mollusca, Bivalvia, Venerida, Veneridae. The transcript is spliced from 3 exons.